Salvelinus fontinalis (brook trout) is the source of this 6984-nucleotide messenger RNA. Its product is annotated as inositol hexakisphosphate and diphosphoinositol-pentakisphosphate kinase 1-like. The record is from RefSeq and is a predicted model, not a curated record. Bases 601 to 4386 code for a protein of 1261 amino acids. Gene Ontology annotation, biological process: inositol phosphate biosynthetic process; inositol metabolic process. The transcript has 31 exons. NCBI's taxonomy places the organism in Eukaryota, Metazoa, Chordata, Actinopteri, Salmoniformes, Salmonidae. Gene Ontology annotation, molecular function: 5-diphosphoinositol pentakisphosphate 1-kinase activity; inositol hexakisphosphate kinase activity; diphosphoinositol pentakisphosphate kinase activity. Gene Ontology annotation, cellular component: cytosol.
GAAGAAGAAGAAAACCAUUGCCGAGAUCAACUUUCGCGGUUGCACAACAAAACAACUAUCAAGGGACAAAGAACUUGACAGUUGGUAAUAACUCAAAUUAUCAAUAAGUGGUGACGGAUGGUGAGACUGGAGGAACCUUUUGUGAACCGCUCAUCUCAUCCUCCUCAGGCCAGAGUGAUGCCACUUUUCAGAAUGAGACCGCUUUCCUGACACAGGGAGGUUACUCCUUCCCCAACUCGGGCUCUGUCCUCUACCUACCUCACCCCUGACUACUUACCUCACCCCAAGUCAACACCCUAGAGCUUGCUUCCUAACCCAUGAACCCUCCCCUCGAAUUACUACCUCAGCACUUUCCUCUAUGUAAACCUGGUGCUCCCAGACCCUCCUGAGUCUUUCCCCUCACCCUACCCCAAUCCAUUACACCUUCAUCAACCCCUGAGGGGCAUUUAAAAAAGGCAUUACCAGUGCCUACUCCCCGUUGUCAGUAAGGUGAUCUAAGCCUUCCCUCUUAUUACCUCAAACCCUCCUACUGUGUACUGGCACGCAAAGAUGCGCCGGAACUUUGAGUGGCAGAUGUUUGAGUGACGUCCCCACUCUGUCAUGUCAGAGACUGGAGGAGAGGGGUGGGGCCAGAGUGGGAAUCCCACGUCUGUGUUUGCCUAUGAAGGUCAUCAAGGCCCAGAGGAAGGCGGCAUGAAGAAUGAGGGAGAGAUGCGAAAAGGAGAGGAGGGGCAGGGAAGAGAAGAGGAUGAGGAUUACGAUUCGCCUCCAGAGAGGCAGAUCGUGGUGGGCAUCUGCUCCAUGAUGAAGAAGUCCAAGUCCAAGCCCAUGACCCAGAUCAUGGAAAGGCUGUGUAAGUUUGAGUACAUCACCGUGGUCAUCUUCCCCGAGGAGGUCAUCCUCAACGAGCCAGUGGACAAAUGGCCCCUGUGUGACUGCCUCGUCUCCUUCCACUCCAAAGGUUUCCCAUUGGACAAAGCGGUAGAGUACGCCAACCUCAGAAACCCACUUCUCAUCAAUGACCUGAAUAUGCAGUACUACAUACAAGACAGGAGGGAGGUGUAUCGUAUCUUGCAGGAGGAGGGGAUUGACCUUCCUCGUUACGCUGUGUUAACCCGAGACCCAGACAGACCUGAGGAAUGUAACCUGGUAGAGGGGGAGGAUCAUGUGGAGGUGAACGGGGAGGUGUUCCCCAAGCCCUUUGUGGAGAAGCCCGUGUGCGCAGAGGACCACAAUGUCUACAUCUACUACCCCACCUCAGCUGGAGGGGGCAGCCAGAGACUCUUCAGAAAGAUAGGGAGCCGCAGCAGUGUGUACUCCCCAGAGAGCUGUGUGAGGAAGACUGGCUCCUACAUAUACGAGGAGUUCAUGCCAACGGACGGCACUGAUGUCAAGGUGUACACAGUGGGUCCUGACUAUGCCCAUGCUGAGGCAAGGAAGUCCCCGGCCCUGGACGGUAAGGUGGAGCGGGACAGUGAGGGGAAGGAGAUCCGCUACCCUGUCAUGCUCUCCGCCAUGGAGAAACUGGUGGCCCGCAAGGUCUGCCUGGCCUUCAAGCAAACGGUGUGUGGCUUCGACCUCUUGAGAGCGAAUGGCCACUCAUUCGUCUGUGACGUCAAUGGCUUCAGCUUUGUGAAGAACUCCAUGAAGUACUAUGACGACUGUGCCAAGGUCUUGGGGAACAUGGUGAUGCGAGAGCUGGCCCCCCAGUUCCACAUCCCCUGGUCCAUCCCCAUGGAGGCCGAGGACAUACCUAUAGUCCCCACCACCUCAGGAACCAUGAUGGAGCUGCGCUGUGUCAUCGCCAUCAUCCGCCACGGAGACCGCACCCCCAAACAGAAAAUGAAGAUGGAAGUCAGACACACUCUAUUCUUUGAGCUGUUUGAGAAGUACGGAGGGUACAAGUCAGGGAAACUGAAGUUGAAGAAGCCCAAACAGCUACAGGAGGUGCUGGACAUUGCCCGGCUCCUACUGGCUGAGUUGGGGCAGCACACGGACUGUGAGAUUGAGGAGAAGAAGGGUAAACUGGAGCAGCUCAAGACUGUCCUGGAGAUGUAUGGGCAUUUCUCAGGCAUCAACAGGAAAGUGCAGCUCACGUACCUGCCCAACGGACAGCCCAAAGCCUCCAGUGAGGAAGAAGAAGGUCCGAAGGAGGGUCCGUCUCUGCUGCUGGUGUUGAAGUGGGGAGGGGAGCUGACCCCGGCAGGCAGAGUACAGGCUGAGGAGCUGGGGAGGGCCUUCCGCUGCAUGUACCCUGGAGGACAAGGGGACUAUGCCGGUUUCCCUGGCUGUGGUCUGCUUCGUUUACACAGUACCUACCGCCACGACCUCAAGAUCUACGCUUCAGACGAAGGCCGUGUACAGAUGACCGCUGCCGCUUUUGCGAAGGGUCUGCUGGCUCUGGAGGGGGAGCUGACUCCCAUCCUGGUGCAGAUGGUGAAGAGUGCCAACAUGAACGGCAUGCUGGACAGCGACAGUGAGUCUCUGACCGACUGCCAGCAGAGGGUGAAGGCACGCCUCCAUGAGAUCAUGCAGAAAGACCAGGACUUCACUGAGGACGACUACCAAAAGCUGGCCCCUACAGGCAGCCCCUCUCUGGUCAACUCCAUGAAGAUCAUAGGGAACCCAGUGAGGACGUGUGACCAGGUCUACGCCCUCAUCCAGAGACUCACCUCCCAGAUCCGCAAAAGGCUUGAGGACCCCAAAUCUGCAGACCUGCAGCUGUACCACAGUGAGACCCUGGAGCUGAUGCUGCAACGCUGGUCCAAGCUGGAAAGGGACUUCCGGAAUAAGAGCGGCCGCUACGACAUCAGUAAGAUCCCAGAUAUCUACGACUGUGUGAAGUACGACACACAGCACAACUCCACGCUGGGCCUGGAGGACACACUGGAGCUGUUCAGGCUGUCCCGUGCCCUGGCCGACAUCGUCAUACCUCAGGAGUAUGGCAUCAAUAAGCCAGAAAAGAUGGACAUUGCACAGGCCUACUGCCUGCCCUUGAUGAAGAAGAUCCAGCUAGACCUGCAGAGGACCCACGAGGACGAGGCCGUCAACAAGCUGCACCCACUGUACUCGCGGGGGGUCAUGUCUCCAGGGCGUCACGUCCGGACCCGCCUCUAUUUCACCAGCGAGAGCCAUGUCCACUCGCUGCUCAGCAUCUUCCGCUACGGCGGACUACUGGAUGAGGUGAAGGACCAGCAGUGGAAACAGGCCAUGGAUUACCUCAGUGCCGUCUCUGAACUCAACUACAUGACUCAGAUAGUCAUCAUGCUGUAUGAGGAUAACAACAAGGACCCCGGGUCAGAGGAGCGUUUCCACGUGGAGCUCCACUUCAGUCCCGGGGUGAAGAGCUGUGAGGACGAGGAGAACGUCCCUCUGGGCUUUGGCUUCCGCCCUGCCUCCGCUGAGAACCAGGAGAAGCAGACCAACCAAGGCAGUCUGGAGGACCUAUCACAGGACGAGCCUGACCGGGCCCUGCCUCUCUCUGAGCUAGUCAGCAUCAGAAGAUCACCCAUGAUCCGCAACCGCAAGACUGGCUCCAUGGAGGUCCUCUCCGAGACCACCUCCGGCUCCUCCUCCAAGGGCGCCUCCUACCGCCUCUUCCCCUCCUGCUCGCGCCAGUCUCCUGAGAUCAAACCGACUGGCCUAGGGUCCCUGUGCUCGGGCCUCUUCAGUGCCUCUGUCCUGGGGGUGUCCUCUAGCGCCCCCAACCUGCGGGACUACGUCCGCACCCACCACCGCAAACCCCCCUUGUCCCCCGGUUUGCCUUUUGGAGAUGAGCUGUUCUCUAUGCCGGCAGUAAAGAGAUUUUCUGUGUCGUUUGCCAGGCAUCCGACUAACGAGUCCCUAGACGAGCAUCUUGUAGCCCAGCUGCUGAAGGGGCUCGUCACUGACCCGGCCCUCCUGUGUUGCCCUCCUCUGGCCUCUCUGGACAGGGCCAUGGCCCACCACCUGCACCAGUGCCCCUACCACCUGCGCCUCCUCAGGAACUGGCUGGUGUCCGGCCAAGACCUCCCCGAGUGCAUCUACGGCUUCGAAGGCUGCUCCAUGGUGCCCUCUAUCUACCCACUGGAGACGCUGCACAACUCGCUUUCCCUCAAGCAGGUGGACGAGUUCCUCAAUGCUGUGUGUGAGGACAGCAGCGACGCCCACGCUAAGACCAUGAAAGCUCUCUCUGUCUUGUUCGACACGUCAAGCCAGGGGUAUGGCCAGGCACACACCUACCCCCCACCAAAGGCCCUCUCCUCCUCAGAAACUCCUGUUCGGCCCCCCACCCACCCACUAUGCUUAAACAGUGGCCCCCCCAGCACAGUGUCCAGUGCAGGGCCCUCCUCCCCCACCUCGGUGAACCCAUCAAAUCCAGCCAUACACUUCAGCUUCAGUGAGUAGUCCGCAACCCCCUCACUGGAUCCCACAGAGGAACCGCAGGACAACCCAACACCUGGACCUUCAGAGGCAGCCAUUAUUAAUCCAUCCAUCCACACUGUGCCCGUCAACCUAUGAGUGCCUUCAAACUCUUGUUCGUAAUCAGUCACAUACAGUGCUGGACCCUGAGGACCGUUCGUCCUAUUUUGUGGACAAAAACAAACCAAAACCCUCAGGCUUUGUCUGUCCAACCAACACUGCCCCAUUUGAGCGACAGCCAGGGGAGCCUAUGGCCAGUGUCCUCGGCAGGGUAUAGACCCGCCUGAGGCUGGAUGCAUCCCUACAGCCCAUCUGUCUGUCCUUGAUUCAGACUGCCUGCUGAUGUGGUUGCUGAACAGAGACAAUGGGAGAAACUAGAUGUUUUUCCAUAUCCUAUUCUAUAUGGAACCAUAUAUAUACAUAUACACACACAAAAUCUGUCUCUGCAGGAGUACCUCUUUUUUCAGAGACAAACAUAAUUAUUGGCAUACAGGUAUAGUUGAGCCAGUUGAUCAAAUACAGACUGCUUUCUCAGUUUUGUGUGUCCCUCUUUUUAUAUUCUGUUUUAGGGUGACUGUACUUUACGUGAUUUUGGGGGGGAAAGGUUACAAUACAACAGGAAUACUGUACACUGAGUAUACAAAACAUUAAGAACACCAGCUCUUUCUGACAGCCUGACCAGGUGAAAGCUAUGAUCCCUUAUUGAUGUCACUUAAAUCCACUUUAAUCAGUGUAGAUGACGGGGAGGAGACAGGUCAAAAAGGGAUUUGUAAACCUUGAGACAAUUGAGACAUGGAUUGUGUGUGUGCCAUUCAGAGGGUGCCCAACUCAAUAUUAGGAAGGUGUUUCUUGUAUACUCAGUGUAUGUUUCAUAUCGUGUCUACACAGCAUUUUGUCACAAAAUAAUACACAACUCAUAUUUUAUAUACACAAUUGGUUUUAUGUUUGAGUCCCAUGUGAAAUAUAUUUCAUAUCCUUAUCUCAAACAUACCAAAAAUAUAAACAAUACACGUGUCUCAACACCUUACAUACAAAUCUGUGGUAAAUAUGUGUUUUACAGUAUUUCAAGGGUAAACCACUCCAGAGGGAAAUAGCUGUACCCUUUAGGCUUCCUGAGUCUGGAUUGGGUCCUCAAACUAUUUUGAACAUUUCUGCUGUCUUGCCAAAGUUAUGUUUUUAAUGUUAAUUUAAACGAUUGUGUAUCAAAUGAUGUAAUACAUAUUAUUUGGGCAUUUGUAUUGUCCCAGUAGGGGUAAAUAAAGUUGAAUUGAAUAUGUAUUUAUGGUUAAAAAAUUACCUUUUUUAGAAAGAAGGUAUGCAUUGAAUCGUUUAACAAAAACAAUGGUUUUCUUGUACAGUAAUUCUCCAAAUUGUAAAACCAAAAGGUUUCUAUGGAUUCUGAAGAGAACAUGAAUGUCAUUGUAUUUGUAGUUGGUAUGUAGUAGUCUGUAUGCUAUUUCCAGCUCUCAACUGCACUAAUGUCAAACUAGCACUGCUGAAUCUGUAGAACAAAGCUUUAUUUUUCUGUGAGUUUUCUUCAUUGUUUUUCUUGAUAGUAAUGAUUUAUUUAAUGACUGGUGUUUCUAGGUGAAAUUAGGACUGUUUUUCUGUUAUUGUGGUUAUUUACUGUGCCAUGUAAUAUCAGCCAAAGAUACUUGAUGCUGUAUAAAAUCCUCUCCUUAGACGUUGUCUUAUUAAGGUCUAGAAAUAAAACACCAAAAGGUUGUUUUAUUAAAAGUAAUAUUAUCUGAUUUCUGAAGGUUGUGGUUCUUCAUUCGUCUCAGGCAAUAAAAAUCUAUUUUAACAAGUCUAAUAGGGGCACUAUUGUCUGGGUGUGUGGAGGGGGGGGUUGUGGGUGCAGCAAGGUUCACUAUUACAGUGUAGUAUGAUAUGCUCGGUACUCAGUGGCACCACACAUUGGAUCAAAGAUGAUCGUUUGCUUCAAUUAGUUUAAGUUGUCGAUAGUGUGUAAGCGCACCGUUCAUGUGAAUGAUGGGAGAGAAAGAGAUCUUUAACAAGCCUUCAUUGUACAGUUCAGGAAUGCCCAUACAGAGCUUAAAUGCGACAUCACAGAAUCAAUAGGAAAAUAUGAAACCUACUACAUCUUUUUAUUGUGUUAGUUCUCCUCACAUAGGGAAGAGCAGAAAGCCACUGAAGUUGCUAUGUUUUAUUGUGAUUUAUCAAAGAUCGUGUAAGCUGAGGAGAGUCCCACGUAGACCACAUCCUCCAGCUCCAGAGUCACUGCAUUGGAUACAUAGUCAUAACCCCCACUAUUACACGAACCUGCCCACAUUAUUUUCUGCCAGUGCCCAGCUCUGUUUUCUAAAACAGCGUUCUCUCGCUUCAGCUCAUCCACCUGGCUCUCACUGGCUGUCACUCUGGCCUCCAAGUACCUCAGCUCCACGCUCUGUUGCACCACCAUGUCUAGCAACCCUCUCAGCUCAGGUGUCGGGAUGCGUGGUCUCUGUAGUUUCGGUCCUGUGACUGUUGAACAGUGGUGUAAAAAUACUUUUAAGUUGUUUUUUGAGGUAUCUGUACUUUAUUAUUUAGCCUAUUUAAAAAAUAAAAAUCAACUUCUCUACA